Messenger RNA from Pelodiscus sinensis (Chinese soft-shelled turtle), 401 nucleotides. The record is from RefSeq and is a predicted model, not a curated record. NCBI's taxonomy places the organism in Eukaryota, Metazoa, Chordata, Testudines, Trionychidae.
CCAGCGGGUGACGCCGGCCAUUUGCUCGCAGGAUGUUCGACGUGGGGGGCCAGAGGUCGGAGAGGAAGAAGUGGAUCCAUUGCUUUGAGGGCGUGACGGCCAUCAUCUUUUGCGUGGCUCUCAGCGCCUACGACCUGGUGCUGGCGGAGGACGAGGAGAUGAACCGGAUGCACGAGAGCAUGAAGCUGUUCGACAGCAUCUGUAACAACAAGUGGUUCACGGACACUUCCAUCAUCCUCUUCCUGAACAAGAAGGACCUCUUCGAGGAGAAGAUCGUCCACAGCCCCCUAAGCAUCUGCUUCCCCGAGUACACAGGGGCCAACAAGUACGACGAGGCGGCCAGCUACAUCCAGAGCAAGUUCGAGGACCUGAACAAGCGGAAGGACACCAAGGAGCUCUAC